Molecule: messenger RNA, 1944 nt
Organism: Hypomesus transpacificus
Lineage: Eukaryota; Metazoa; Chordata; Actinopteri; Osmeriformes; Osmeridae
Gene: thg1l
Product: tRNA-histidine guanylyltransferase 1-like
Exons: 7
Coding region: 228-1130 (300 amino acids)
Biological process (GO): tRNA modification
Molecular function (GO): magnesium ion binding; tRNA guanylyltransferase activity
Source: RefSeq, a predicted model, not a curated record
GCAGUAUGACCUAUUUUAUUGAUGGACUGUAUACCAGCGUGUAUACUGUGCAGCCUAGGUGAUGCAUUAUUGUUAAGAGUUGUUAGUACUGAUAUAUAGGCAGUUCAUCAUUGCAGUUAACAUAUUACAAUACAAUCACAACAUUGAAUAAUCUGCAGUUUAACAUGGACUGAUGAGGAUCCCAACCGUUUGCAAGUUAGUCUGCUUGUGAGCUACAUAGACCCUCCAUGCUAUCGCUGGUCACGCACAGACUUACUGGAUACGUAAAUCCUUGCGUCGGUUCGUCCGUGGCACGAUUCUGUACCAGCCGUGCCAGAAUGGCCAAGAGCAAGUUUGAGUACGUUCGCAUCUUUGAAACAGAUGACACGUGUUUGCGAAACUGCUACAUUGUUGUACGACUGGAUGGACGCAACUUCCACAAGUUUGCGGAGCAGCACAAAUUCGCCAAGCCCAAUGACGACAGAGCGCUGGGCCUGAUGACACGCAGCGCUCGCUCAGUCAUGGAGGAGCUGGAGGACAUAGUUCUGGCCUACGGACAGAGCGAUGAGUUCAGUUUCGUGUUCAAGAGGACCUCCAACUGGUUCAAGAGGAGAGCCAGUAAGCUGAUGACCCAUGUGGCGUCCCAGUUCUCCUCCUCCUAUGUGUUUUACUGGAAGGACCACUUCGGGGAAGAGCCCCUCCUCUACCCCCCCGGCUUCGAUGGCAGGGUGGUCCUGUAUCCUAGCAACCGUAACCUGAGAGACUAUGUGAGCUGGAGGCAAGCCGACUGUCACAUCAACAACUUGUACAACACAGUGUUCUGGACCUUGGUUCAGAGGGGCGGGCUCACAACAGUACAAGCAGAGGAGAGCUUAAAGGGAACGCUGGCUGCAGAUAAGAACGAGAUCCUGUUCUCCGAGUUUGACAUCAACUACAACAAAGAGCCUCUGGUGCACCGGAAGGGCACAGCGCUCAUCUGGGAGAAGCACGAAGAGACAGUCACCAAACGGGUGAAGCUUCCGAACGAGGAGGAGGAGAAGGAGGUGCUGGUGGUCCGCCCCCGGAGGAGGGUCCACGCCCACCACUGUGACCUCAUAGGGGAGGAGUUCUGGGAAGAGCAUCCUGACAUCCUGGAGGACGACGGCUGCUGACCAAUCACACGGCAGGGCUCAGACCAAUGGGAGGGGCGCUGGUGAGGGACACGCCCAGAGAGGGUGUGGUGGACACCCUGGGCGGUACUGGAACCCAGAGAGUCUAAGUCUGGACUGUGUCUCCGUUGACUGAUUUGUCACCUAUGCAGCAUGCUUGGAGAUAACACCAGUCCUGUACUGAUCUCUGUGUGGAGAAAGCCACAUCAUGUACGAAGCCUUUACGAUAACGCCUGGUCAGAAGUAUUGGACUGAAUGGACAUUCAUUGAUAAUGAAUCCCUCCAUGAAUCUGCCUGUUCACUGGAGCAACCCUCAAGUCAACAGGCUUUCAAGUUAGCACCAGAAACCCCUCCAUGCUGCUCCAGUUAUUAAAGUGUUUGAACACCAUUCAGUUGUGUUGUCCUCUUUUGCUUUUAAACCAUCCUUAUCGAGAUCAAAGCCGUUCUGUUCACCCGGGUUCUGCACUUAAGGUUGAACCGAGUUGGGAAACAGUUUCAAGUGGUGGAUGGUCUUGCUGUUGGUGUUGAAGAGAUGAGAGUAUGCCAGUUAUCUGCUGAGGGCUGGGCUAGGCUCCCACUGUCAGGCAUCUGCCUGAUACUUACUGUAAACCACACACCCCUCUCUCUCUGUUAAAGAGGAUGGUGUGGCUGUGGCUUUUAACGGAACGACAUGCAAAUCAAUACCUGGUGUUCAGAGUCUUCUUGUCUUCCUGUCUGGUUCCUUUUGACUGUGCCUGCUCGGUCCCCAGCUCUAAGAAUAUCCCAUGCACUGCAUCCCCCUGACCCUGGCUGUGUGCGGGUGUGUGGGUGACAUUUC